AUGGAGAUUCAUUACAGCAUCUCCUUUGGCCUCCAGGCUGUGGGCUAUGGAGACAGCCACAUACCAACCACUGCCUUCCUCAUCAACAGCUUGCCCCUUCCUGUCCCACUCGACAAAGUGUUACCUUCACCGCUGGACAGCAUUGUUUCCCUCUUGGAUCCAUUAAAGCGUCUUCUGAGAACUCUUGGCAUUUCGGUCGAGCACCUUGUGGAAGGGCUGAGGAAGUGUGUGGACGAGCUGGGACCGGAGGCUUCUGAAUCUGUGAAGAAACUGCUGGAGGCCCUGUCAUAUUUGGUGUGA
This is a messenger RNA of Propithecus coquereli (Coquerel's sifaka), 300 nucleotides long. It is a transcript of the gene SCGB3A2, whose product is annotated as secretoglobin, family 3A, member 2. The record is from RefSeq and is a predicted model, not a curated record. Lineage: Eukaryota; Metazoa; Chordata; Mammalia; Primates; Indriidae. The coding region runs from base 1 to 300 and encodes 99 amino acids. The transcript is spliced from 3 exons.